Molecule: messenger RNA, 480 nt
Organism: Branchiostoma floridae (Florida lancelet)
Lineage: Eukaryota; Metazoa; Chordata; Leptocardii; Amphioxiformes; Branchiostomatidae
Exons: 4
Coding region: 64-480 (138 amino acids)
Source: RefSeq, a predicted model, not a curated record
AAGUCAGGUGCUACACUGCAACACCACAAGAUUUCUUUUUCAUAGACGGUUUUCUACUGCAGGAUGGAUCUAUAUGUUACGGCACUCGCCCUGGUGGUGUUUUUGGCGGUACUUCUGAGUACUGGAAAUGGACACCUGUGUGUGAUAGAGCCUCGACAGAGGGGGGACUUCGAUAUCUCAAAAUCCGGCAGCCACACGUGUUUCCGACACGGCCCCCCGUGCGGCGGUGAGCCAGCGAGCCCCCCCACCCAUACCUACCUGAGCAGCACCGCGGUCACCCUUCUCUGGCAACAGAACUACAACCACUACACAGUCGGCUAUCCAGGAUACAUGGACGUGGCCUGGUCUGACGUCACGGAUAUGAAGAAUUUCCACCUGUUGGCCGUCAUCGGGGACCUGAAUGAGCAUGCGCAGGACCACCAGCGCAACUACUCCAUCCCUGUGGUAAAUAAGAGUGAAGCAGUACAAAAACUGCUAUGA